UGAAAAUAUUUUGACAUCAUACACUAACCUAUUGUUAUUGAAAGAACUUCUGUACUCACAUUAAGUUUGUAAAUUUGUAAAAUACAUUUAUCAUACAAAUUUUAUAUAUUUUUUUAUACAAUUAAUUAUUUUUCAAGACUUUCUUGUUCUAGUCAUAUUUUUUGUAACAAGUAUAAUAAUAUUGAUUAUUUAUAAUAAUGGCAUCUCCAUGGGCAAAAAUUCAACCAAUGAUGGAAUCUCUGUCCAUUGAUGAAAUUACUGCCGAGGAAGUAGUAAAAAAUAUGCAAAAAAGGGAAUUAGAACGUUAUAAUGAUUUUAUUGAACAAUCGAAAACAUCUGAACCAAUCAAUACUGAUAAUGAUGGUGUGAUUGCACAACUUCUGCAACAACAAUAUGACCAAGAGAAAGUAAAACUAUGUGAUAAUGACAUGAAAACAGAUGCUCCAAAAGAGGAGAAAGAGUUAAAUGCUGAUGGUAUAGAUACUGAUAAUGAUGUAGCCAUCGCACAAAUGUUACAACAUCAAUAUAACCGAGAUUAUGAUCAUAUGAUUAAGAAAACUGAAGAAAAACUCAAUGGUCUUUCUAAAGUUGGAGUGUCAUUAUCGAAUUAUUUAAUUGGUUAUGAAGCAGAGGCAGAAGAAAAAGACAAUACUAAUGAUGAAGAACAAGAUUUAGAUCGCUUUGUGAGUAUAGAAAAAGAAUUCGCUGAUGUACGUCGUUGUGGAUACAAAAAGAACGCUGAAGGAUCUGGAAUAGUGACGAAACAUGAUGUAUUAAUGUCUUCUCGAAUAAAUGCCUGCCGAGUUCUAGAAUUUCCCCCAGGAAUUUCUACUGGAGAUACUGGUGGCUUUGAUGUCAAAUUAAACAACAAAGUGUUCAAUUCUUUAAAAGUUCAUAAUCAUGCAUUCUGUGCUCGACAAAAUGCUAAAACUCGGCCAAAUAAUAAGUAACAAAUUUUGUAAAAUAUGUACGUCAUUCAACAAGAUUUACAAAAUAUUUUCUUUGACAAUCCUUUUGUUUAAUGCAGCUUAACGACUUGUAAAAUGAUAAAUAUUUAAGUUGAUAGUUAAAUAAGAAUGAAUACAUUAAAAUCUGUGCAAAUAGACUUGGAAUCAUUUCUAUCUGUGAAUAAACACAAUUAAAAGAUU
This is a messenger RNA of Chelonus insularis, 1148 nucleotides long. RefSeq names its product serine/threonine-protein kinase RIO3-like. The transcript is spliced from 5 exons. The coding region runs from base 198 to 950 and encodes 250 amino acids. NCBI's taxonomy places the organism in Eukaryota, Metazoa, Arthropoda, Insecta, Hymenoptera, Braconidae. The record is from RefSeq and is a predicted model, not a curated record.